Pelobates cultripes (western spadefoot toad) is the source of this 158-nucleotide messenger RNA. The record is from the annotation of a GenBank genome assembly. NCBI's taxonomy places the organism in Eukaryota, Metazoa, Chordata, Amphibia, Anura, Pelobatidae.
ACCACGGAAGAAUCACAAAACCCCUCAGAUCCAGGCCAUGAUUGCAGCAGCUGUGGCUGCAUCUAUGGAAAAGGCCUUUGCUAAGUCGUUCCAGUCGGAACAGGACGCACCUAAGCCCCAGGACUCCAUGGCCACGACCAUGGAUAACCCACAAGAGG